This is a messenger RNA of Ilex paraguariensis (yerba mate), 309 nucleotides long. Lineage: Eukaryota; Viridiplantae; Streptophyta; Magnoliopsida; Aquifoliales; Aquifoliaceae. The record is from the annotation of a GenBank genome assembly.
AUGCCAUCAAUUGGUGUCAGCACAUCUGCAUUCUCAAUUGCAAGAGCAAAAAUGAAGUUGCCAGUUUGGAGGAGAAAAUUUUCAACAACACCAGCUUCAUCAGCAUCAGCAUCUGUACCAGUAACAUCAUUUGUGCCUGCAACAUCAUGUAUACCAACACCAACACCAUCACACAUGAAAUGGAGGCCACCAACACCAUCAUCAACAACAUGGAGGCCACCAACACCAUCUUCAUAUGCAACAUCAACAUCAUGGAGACCACCAACACCAACUUCAUCAUCAACAUCAUGGAGGCCACCAACACAAUGA